AUUUCCAAUGACCAAAGAAAACGAAUAGCCCCUGGGACGGACAAGUCUGUUCUGCAAACUGAUGCCACGAGGCAGAGAUGAGAAAGAUGACUGAGCAGCGUGGUUGCUAUAGGCCUGUAAACACACAGGGAAAUAAGAUCAGUUACCAAGGCACUUGUCAAGAAAGCCCGGAAAAGGGGAUGAAAAGAUUGCAGAAGCGGUUUCUCCACAAGGAUGGCAGCUGCAAUGUGUACUUCAAACACAUCUUUGGGGAAUGGGAGAGCUACGUAGUGGACAUAUUUACCACACUGGUGGACAUCAAGUGGCGCCAUAUGUUUGUGAUAUUCUCAUUGUCGUAUGUCCUUUCAUGGUUGUUCUUUGGACUGGUCUUCUGGCUGAUAGCAAUCCAACACGGAGAUUUAUUCAAUGAUGAAGAAAUAACUCCCUGUGUUGCAAAUGUCCAUAGCUUCACAGGAGCAUUCCUGUUCUCCCUUGAAACCCAAACAACCAUCGGGUACGGUUACCGCUGUGUUACAGAAGAGUGCUCCGUUGCAAUCCUCAUGGUCAUCCUGCAGUCAGUAUUAAGCUGCAUUAUUGACACCUUCAUAAUCGGAGCAGCCUUGGCUAAAAUGGCCACAGCUCGAAAAAGAGCUCAAACCAUUCGUUUCAGCUACUAUGCUGUCGUUGGUCUGAGAGAUGAUAAGUUUUGCCUCAUGUGGCGCAUUGGUGAUUUCCGGCCAAACCACAUGGUUGAGGGCUCUGUACGAGCUCAGCUCCUGCGCUACAAGGAAGACAAGGAGGGGAGAAUGACAAUGGAAUACAAGGACUUGAAGCUUCUAAAUGACCAGAUCAUACUUGUUACACCAGUGACCGUCGUACAUGAAAUUGAUAGUGAGAGCCCCUUGUAUGGUCUAGAUCGGAAAGCUCUGGCCAAAGACAACUUUGAAAUCUUGGUCACAUUUGUCUACACGGGUGAUUCAACGGGAACUUCACAUCAGUCAAGAAGCUCCUAUGUCCCCAGAGAGAUUCUUUGGGGCCAUAGGUUUAAUGAUGUCUUACAUGUCAAGAAAAAAUACUACAAGGUGGAUUGCUUACAGUUCGAAGAAACCACAGAGGUUUAUGCUCCUCACUGCAGUGCCAUGCAGCUGGAUCGAAAAGAGCAAGAAUGGAACCGAAUUGAGAAGACACGGGAAAAAGAAGCAGAGACAUCAGCACUGGAGAUCAAGCCAUUCAGUGCCAACCGAACAUCAUUUAGUGCAGUUGCCCUCAUCACCAGCUGUGAAGAUCCAGAAGACCCAGUGACAACCGUCAGUCAGCCUUCUGGAGAAGUUUCAUAUCAAAAAGCAACUGUGACCUUAAAUAGGCUAUCAAUAGAGUCCCAAAUCUAGCUUUUCACUGCAAGUAAAAGCGCUUCCAAGAAAUUCUCCCAUCAUAGCUUUUAGAAUGUAAACAGUGAACUCAUCUGCACAAGUAUUUCUAUUACAAACCUCGCUGACAGCAUGCCCACGUUGUAAUACACUGCUGAGCUGCUAAAAGGAGCUUUGUGCUGGAUAGCGUGGGUAUCAGCAACAGAUUAGCAUUGGCACAAGAGAACAGCUUACAUUUGGGUUGACUAGACAGCUACUGCACUUGAGCAAACUUACUAUAAACUUUAUUACCCUGCAGGGACCAAUGUUGGAUGUACCCAGAGGCAGAUAAUGAUCUAGGCAGGGAACAGACACAAUGGAGUGUGCCCUCUAGGUCAGGUCUUCAAAGCUGCCUCAUUUAUUUGGAAUGCCAGUUCCCAAUCUCUCCAGGAGGCUCUGGAACUCCCCACCAUCACAACACUGCACCUCUGCAGCAGUUCAAACAAAGCCCUCAUCCCAGAGUUACACUGAUGAAUCUAUGGGGGUGUUCUUUGUAGGAGGGAGGGAACUGAACCCAGUAUUACUGGGUAGCUUUGGAAACCUGCUUACACCCUGCCUAGUCCUGUGGGAGCCACAGCUGGAUCCUGCGGAGCUUUUCCCAUUUCCUAUGGUGAGCCAUUCCUACAAGUGCCUCUUCCUGGGCAGCCUGAGGUAGGUGGUAUGUGAGCUGCCUUGGGGCUGCAUGCACAGUUUGCUACCUGCCAAACUCACUUGCAGUGUUCAGAAAGCAAAACAAGUUGACACUGAAAUCAGCAAAAUCAGGUUGAGCCUCAGAGAGAAGGUGCUGGGUUUAGAGUGAGCUGUGCAAUAUUUUAAAUCAAGUCUUUCAUUUCAGAAUGUCAGGCUUUGCUUUUCUUUUUUUACUAUAUGAUGCUUCUUUAAAAGGACAAUGAUCAAUCUGGAGGCCAAAGAGUGUGAUUUUUGUCAGAAGGAAAUACUUUCAUUCCCCUGAAAUAACUGUGUUAAAAUGAUCCUUCGCAGACAAAUUUAACAUAUUCAGCUGUUAUCUCAAUAAGGCAAAAAGGAGAACGUUAAUGUUUGGAAGGUGCCUGUGACAUGGAAGUUCCACGCUCUGCACAUCUCUGUGCUUACUCAGUAAGCAGUAACUCAUCGUGCUUUUUUUCCCCUUGAUGAUUAUGGUUCAUUUGCAUUGUAUGUAAUUAUCAUGCUAAUGUAAAGGUAAUUAUCUCUGAAUUUGUGGUUACCUAAACUGGGAUUUAGCUCACCUGACCUCAGCCGUCAAGAAAUCAAGUGUUUGCCUACUCAUUGAGGCCUCUGUACUUACUGGAACUCUUGUUCUGUCUUCACAGGGGACUUUACCCCGUUUUACUUUGGCUUUUUAGGGAGCUGAAGGCAAUAGGAUGUGUUCAUCCUUCUCCGUUUAUUGUUGAAGGAGAUGAGAUGACUGUUGUGGCAAUGCUGCCUAACUUUAGGCUGCUAAAAUUAGGCCUGACGUGUCACUCACAUCAUUCUGACUAAUUAAAAGGUUUUAUGAGCUCAUCACAGUUAAAGAAAAAUAGCAUGCUGAAUCUUUCUCUGCCUGAAAUUUACU
Molecule: messenger RNA, 2937 nt
Organism: Neopsephotus bourkii (Bourke's parrot)
Lineage: Eukaryota; Metazoa; Chordata; Aves; Psittaciformes; Psittacidae
Gene: KCNJ16
Product: potassium inwardly rectifying channel subfamily J member 16
Exons: 1
Coding region: 78-1367 (429 amino acids)
Biological process (GO): potassium ion import across plasma membrane; regulation of monoatomic ion transmembrane transport
Cellular component (GO): plasma membrane
Molecular function (GO): inward rectifier potassium channel activity
Source: RefSeq, a predicted model, not a curated record